Messenger RNA from Diversispora eburnea, 144 nucleotides. The record is from the annotation of a GenBank genome assembly. NCBI's taxonomy places the organism in Eukaryota, Fungi, Glomeromycota, Glomeromycetes, Diversisporales, Diversisporaceae.
AAAAUCCUGUUGACCUUAUACGAGAUUUAGCUACUCGACGUAAAAAUUCGUUAUUUUGUUUCAAAAGUUUCUUUGAAGAAGACCUUCAACUUGAUUCUUUGGUUCUUCUUAAGAAAUAUUGUUUAAGUAAUUUAUGUAAAGCAG